Microthlaspi erraticum is the source of this 1077-nucleotide messenger RNA. The record is from the annotation of a GenBank genome assembly. Lineage: Eukaryota; Viridiplantae; Streptophyta; Magnoliopsida; Brassicales; Brassicaceae.
AUGGUGUUGAUGGGAAGAAACCGGGUCGGGUCGUCGACGGACCCACCUACCCGAUGGUUACGCCGUCUCUACCAAUUCACCAUGGCUUAUGCUUACUGGAAAUCCGGCAAACAAUCCGAACGAUCCGUGUUUGAUUUGUAUUUUCGUAAGAACCCAUUUGGUGGAGAAUACACCAUUUACGCUGGAUUAGAAGAAUGCAUCAAAUUCCUCGCUAAUUUCAAUUUGACUCAUGAAGAGAUCGAUUUCGUUCGUGAUUCGUUGCCUGGAUGUGAGGAAGCUUUCUGUGAUUAUCUACGAGGACUUGAUUGUUCUGACAUUGAAGUGCAUCGGUUUGUCGCCGGAAAGUCUAAGCUUUUGCUUGAGUUUGGUGCUCGGAGAGCUCAGGGUCCUGAUGGCGCAAUAAACGCAUCAAAAUAUUGCUACCUUGGAGGUUUUGAUGCAACAAGUAGGAAAAUUGUUUGGAAUUCCCCUCCGCGGUACACACUCGCAUGCAUUUGUCAGCUCUUCCAUGUUGGAGCCACCAUCUCCAAGGAGCCGUACUGUAGCACUAGCUAUAGAAGAACACCAAGGUUCGAGAUCUCUGGAACAUUCCGAUGGGCACCGUUCCUGGCUCUGCAGAAAGAGAACUCCUUUUUAACCAUGCUCUUGCUUCUUUCAAAGCACAAAAUGAAGAGCAUCCCUGUGGUUGAUUUAGGUGAAGCAAAGAUCGAGAGCAUCAUCACUCAAUCAGGAGUUAUCCAUAUGUUUGCAGAAUGCGCGGGGCUCCACUGGUUUGAAGAUUGGGGAAUCAAAACUCUCUCUGAAGUCCGUCUUCCCAUUAUGUCAAAAGAUCAUAUCAUAAAGAUCUAUGAAGAUGAACCUGUUCUUCAGGUCUUCAAGCUGAUGAGGAGAAAGAGAAUCGGAGGCAUACACGUCGUUGAAAGGAAAAGUGAGAAGCCAUUGGGCGAGGGACGUCAAAAGGACUUGCAGUUGCUGGAGAAAAUCAUCGAUAAAGGUUUAAAGCAGAAGCUUGUACACAUAACUGCUUCACGGGACAAGAUAUUUGAAGAACAAAAAGUAUUGCAUCCUUUUGUAUAG